Messenger RNA from Acanthamoeba castellanii str. Neff, 570 nucleotides. RefSeq lists its product as uncharacterized. The transcript has 4 exons. The record is from RefSeq and is a predicted model, not a curated record. Bases 1 to 570 code for a protein of 189 amino acids. NCBI's taxonomy places the organism in Eukaryota, Discosea, Longamoebia, Acanthamoebidae.
AUGAAGCUGAAGAUCAACCUUACCCGAGGUGGGAAGGGGGAGGCGGUUGCUGGCGUGGGAGCGGAGGAGGAGAGAGGCGAGAGCAGCAAUAACAACAAGAAGGAAAAGAGGAACAGCAAGGAGAAGAAAAAGACGAAGAAGGACAGCCUCACCAAGCCCCCCAAGGAAAAGAAGAAGGACAAGAAGACGGAGAAAGAUGUAAAGGCUGCACCCACGGAAGAUGAGGCCACCAAAUUGACGUCAUCAUCGAAGAAGCAGCUGCCCCUGCUGCGAUCAUCUCACAGCAAGAAUCCUCCCUCGCGGAGCUGCGGUUUCGAAAUGGGAGCAGGCACUCCUCCCCUGCAGCCGAUUCUACGCCCAGCAACCACCAGCGAUAUGCUACCACCACCGGGGCCGCGCCCGCUGCCCCUACCAUUACUCCGGUCCGACGACGAGGAGGAGAUCGACCCCGAGCAGCUGCUCCUCGCCCUCACCGCCCAGCAGCAACAAGAGGCAGAAGAGCAACAAGAGCAAGAGCAAGAGCAGGAGCAGGAGGUGGAGAUCAACAAAGACUCGACUGCGUCGGACUGA